UGAAGUGCGUGCAGAGCUAAAAAUAAUCAACCCAAACCCGUCGACCAGAUCUCAUGUCUUGUUAUUUUACAUAAAUAUUUUGCCGUCUUUUAAUUUUUUAUUUAUUUUUUAAAUAUUCCAGACCUUUGGAAUGUACAGUUACGCGUGAAAACAACUUAACAUUGUUGGAGUAGUGUGAGGCAAGAUGUCCAAUGGAACGCCCCCCCUAGCAUUCUGUGGCAACGAUAACAUAACUGCCUAUAAUGUGAAUGAUGGUGUGCUGAACAAUGGCUGCUUUGUAGAUGCUCUCAACCUGGUUCCUCAUGUCUUCCUGCUCUUCAUCACCUUCCCUAUCCUCUUUAUUGGCUGGGGCAGUCAGAGCUCUAAGGUCCAGAUCCAUCAUAACACAUGGCUUCAUUUUCCUGGACACAACAUGAGGUGGAUUCUCACCUUCUCUCUGCUUCUUGUCCAUGUCUGUGAGUUUGCAGAGGGAAUAGUCUCCAACAAGAUGAUGGUGACCGACCACCUCCAUCUCUUUAUGCCAGCUUUUAUGGGAUUUAUUGCUGCCACUACGUCAGUGGUUUAUUACCAUAACAUAGAGACUUCUAACUUCCCAAAGCUCCUCCUUGUAUUAUUCAUCUAUUGGGUUUUGGCCUUCAUCACUAAGACCAUCAAGUUAUGGAAGUUUGCAGCAUUUGAUGUUGGACCCGAAUAUCUGAGGUUCUGUAUUACAGCCCUGCUAGUGGUCUUGUAUGGGCUCUUGAUGGCAGUGGAGGUCAAUGUCAUAAGAGUUAGGAAAUAUGUUUUCUUUGCCAAUCCCCAGAAGGUGAAACCACCUGAAGAUUUACAAGAUUUGGGUGUUCGCUUCCUGCAGCCUUUUGUCAAUUUGCUUUCAAAGGCAACAUAUUGGUGGAUGAAUCCUCUCAUCAUGGGGGCACAUAAAAGACCAAUAGAGCUUAAGAAGAUUGGCAAGCUGCCUAUUGCCAUGAGAGCACUCACCAACUACCUACGCCUGAAGGAUGCAUAUGAGGACCAAAGGACUGCUGAAGAUCCAGAUCGUGCCCCGUCCAUUUGGCGCUCCAUGUACCGAGCGUUUGGCCGGCCCAUCCUCCUCAGCAGCACCUUCCGCUAUCUCGCAGACCUGCUGGGCUUUGCUGGGCCGCUCUGCAUCUCUGGCAUUGUAAAAUAUUUGGAGAGUGAAAACAAAACAGAAGUCUCCAAAGAUAUUCAUUUUGGUGUGCAUUUCAUGUCCUCCACUGAGCUGCUGCAGAAUCCCUCAGUCCUGGCGGUUCUUCUGUUUCUGGCUUUAAUAUUACAAAGGACUUUUCUUCAGGCAUCUUACUAUGUCACUAUAGAAACUGGUAUCAACCUGCGAGGAGCUCUUUUGGCAAUGAUUUACAACAAAAUCCUGCGUUUGUCAACCUCCAACAUGUCAAUGGGUGAGAUGACCUUGGGACAAAUCAACAACUUGGUUGCUAUAGAAACCAACCAGCUUAUGUGGUUCCUAUUCCUCUGUCCGAACCUGUGGGCGAUGCCUGUGCAGAUAGUGAUGGGUGUGAUCCUCCUUUACUAUUUUUUACGCUCCAGUGCAUUAGUUGGUGCAUCAGUCAUUGUUCUUUUGGCUCCAGUGCAGUACCUUAUAGCAACUAAACUGGCAGAAACACAGAAAAGCACACUAGAAUACUCUACUGACCGUUUGAAACAGACCUCUGAGAUCUUAAAAGGAAUAAAACUUCUUAAGCUUUAUGCCUGGGAGAAUAUCUUCUGUGACAGUGUGGAGGGCACUAGAGGCAAAGAACUCACCAGCCUGAAGACCUUUGCUUUCUACACAUCUUUGUCCAUUUUUAUGAAUGCUGCAAUUCCCAUUGCUGCUGUACUUGUGACAUUUGUGAUGCAUCAUUUUAUUAAUACAACUGGACCAAGCCCCUCUGAUGCCUUUGCAGCUCUGGCAUUGUUUCACAUCCUUGUAACACCUUUGUUCCUGCUUUCCACCGUGGUCAGAUUUGCGGUGAAGGCUUUGAUCAGUGUGCAGAAACUUGGAGAGUUCCUUCAGAGUGAUGAAAUUGGAGAUGAUAGCUGGAGAAAUGGAGACAUGCCUGUUCCAUUUGAGACUGGCAAAAAACAUAUGGGGACAACCAAGGCCAUUAACAGGAAGCAGCCAAUACGUUAUCAAAUGGACAACUAUGAGCAGCCCACCCGGCGACAGAUGAGACCCACAGAGACCGAGGAUGUGGCCGUGAAGGUGAUCAAUGGAUGCUUUACCUGGGGAAGCAACCUGUCCACUCUGUCAGACAUUAACAUCAGUAUUCCCACAGGUCAGCUGACGAUGAUUGUAGGCCAGGUGGGUUGUGGGAAAUCUUCUCUGCUGUUGGCGAUGUUAGGAGAAAUGCAAUCCAUGGAUGGGAAAGUUUACUGGAGCAACAAAAACAGGUACUCUGUGGCCUAUGCUGCUCAGAAGUCCUGGCUACUCAACGCAACAGUGGAAGAAAACAUUACAUUUGGAAGUCCCUUUAACAAACAGAGAUAUAAAGCAGUCAUAGAUGCUUGUUCCCUUCAGCCAGAUAUUGACCUGUUACCAUUUGGAGAUCAAACUGAAAUUGGAGAGAGGGGAAUCAAUUUGAGCGGAGGGCAGAGGCAGAGAAUUUGUGUAGCAAGGGCACUGUACCAGAACACCAACAUUGUCUUCUUGGAUGACCCAUUCUCUGCCCUUGACAUCCACCUCAGUGAUCACCUGAUGCAAGAAGGCAUCCUCAAGUUCCUCCAGGAUGACAAGCGAACUGUGGUGCUGGUUACUCACAAGCUGCAGUAUCUUAUACACGCAGACUGGAUUAUUGCUAUGAAGGAUGGUUCUGUUUUGAGAGAGGGAACUCUAAAAGACAUUCAGACACAUGACAUUGAGCUUUACGAUCACUGGAAGACAUUAAUGAAUAGACAGGACCAUGGGCUGGAAAAGGAUAUUCAGCAGGACAGUCAAACAACUCUCGAGAGGAAGACACUAAGAAGAGCAUUUUACUCCAGGGAGGCCAAGCUUGAUGAUGAAGAAGAAGAGGAAGAGGAAGAGGAAGAAGAAGAUGAUAACAUGUCCACAGGCACAACCAGAAGAUCAAAAAUCCCUUGGAAGGUGUGCUGGUGUUACCUCUCCUCUGGUGGUUUUUUCAUGGUUUUCCUCAUGGUGUCCUCUAAACUACUCAAACACUCUGUCAUUGUUGCCAUUGACUACUGGUUAGCUUUCUGGACCUCCUCCAAAACCAAUCAGAGCAGGCCAAAUGGGACUACUAUCACUCCUAUGCUGUUAGAUGAAGAUAAUGGUUCUUAUUACCUGCCAGUCUUCAUCAUUUUGUGUGUUGCUGGACUAACUCUCUGCCUCAUUACGUCUCUCACUGUGGAGUUCUUGGGUCUUUCUGCAGCCACCAACCUCCAUCACAACCUGCUCAACAAGAUCAUCCAUGCCCCAAUAAGAUUUUUUGAUGUAACUCCACUGGGGCAGAUUCUAAACAGAUUUUCAGCAGAUACUAAUAUUAUUGAUCAGCAUAUUCCUCCAACACUGGAGUCUUUGACUAGAUCCACAUUGCUAUGCUUAUCUGCCAUCUGGGUCAUAUCCUCUAUCACUCCCAUAUUUCUGAUCGCCUUGGUUCCCCUGGGAGUAGCUUUUUACUUCAUCCAGAAGUAUUUCCGAGUUGCCUCAAAGGAUCUUCAGGAUCUAGACGACGCCACGCAGCUGCCUCUGCUCUGUCACUUUUCUGAAACAGCAGAAGGCCUGACCACUAUUAGAGCUUUCAGACAUGAAGCACGAUUUAAACAGCGAAUGCUAGAGCUUACAGAUACCAACAACACAGCUUACCUGUUCCUGUCUGCUGCUAAUCGCUGGCUGGAAGUUCGCACAGAUUAUCUUGGGGCUGUAAUUGUCCUGACAGCAGCUGGAGCUUCUAUUUGGAGUUCACUGUAUGGUCUGCCAUCUUCUGGGGGUUUGGUUGGCCUUGGACUCACCUAUGCUUUAACUGUGACCAACUACUUGAAUUGGGUUGUGAGAAAUCUGGCUGACUUGGAGGUCCAAAUGUCAGCUGUGGAAAAGGUGAACAGCUUCCUUGGCACAGAAUCAGAGAAUUAUGAAGGGUCUAUAGACACCUCUCAGGUUCCCGAGAACUGGCCUCAGAAUGGAGAAAUUAAAAUCCAGGAUCUGUGUGUGCGCUAUGACCCCAUGCUUAAACCAGUGCUUAAACAUGUAAAUGCGUUUAUUCAGCCUGGACAGAAGGUGGGAAUCUGUGGUCGCACGGGCAGUGGCAAAUCUUCACUUUCGCUGGCUUUUUUCAACAUGGUGGAUAUUUUUGAAGGAAAAAUUGUCAUUGAUGGGAUUGAUAUUUGCAAGUUGCCCCUGCACACUCUCAGGUCACGGCUCUCCAUCAUUCUCCAAGAUCCAAUCUUAUUCAGUGGCUCUAUCAGGUUUAAUCUGGAUCCAGAGAAGAGCUGUACUGAUGAUCGACUCUGGGAGGCUUUAGAAAUUGCUCAGCUCAAAAAUAUGGUGAAAGCACUUCCCGGAGGACUAGAUGCUGUUGUCACUGAAGGUGGAGAGAACUUCAGCGUUGGCCAGAGACAGCUCUUCUGUCUGGCUCGAGCUUUUGUGAGAAAAAGCAGCGUCCUCAUCAUGGAUGAAGCCACUGCCUCGAUAGACAUGGCCACGGAGAAUAUACUUCAGAAAGUUGUUAUGACUGCAUUCGCCGACAGGACUGUUGUCACAAUAGCUCACCGAGUGUCGUCCAUCCUGGACGCGGAGCAGGUGUUGGUAUUUUCCUCAGGAAUUUUGGUGGAGUCUGACUCUGCUCCAAACCUAUUGGCACAGGAGGAGAGCCUCUUCAGUGUGCUAGUGAGGACUCACAAGUAG
Messenger RNA from Boleophthalmus pectinirostris (great blue-spotted mudskipper), 4858 nucleotides. RefSeq names its product ATP-binding cassette, sub-family C (CFTR/MRP), member 9 (gene abcc9). The record is from RefSeq and is a predicted model, not a curated record. Gene Ontology annotation, biological process: transmembrane transport; potassium ion transport. The transcript is spliced from 40 exons. Gene Ontology annotation, molecular function: sulfonylurea receptor activity; ATP binding; ABC-type transporter activity. Gene Ontology annotation, cellular component: membrane. Lineage: Eukaryota; Metazoa; Chordata; Actinopteri; Gobiiformes; Gobiidae. The coding region runs from base 185 to 4858 and encodes 1557 amino acids.